Molecule: messenger RNA, 3272 nt
Organism: Cladocopium goreaui
Lineage: Eukaryota; Dinophyceae; Suessiales; Symbiodiniaceae
Source: the annotation of a GenBank genome assembly
GGAUUUCGCCCAUCGCACCGUGGCACCAUGGCCACAAGCAAGGCCCGCUCGAUCCUUCCCGCGGCGCGUGAGGUUCAGCUCGCAGCUCAAGAACUGCAGCUGACGGAGGCUGAGGCCACGCAAAGGUUCAGCAAAGGUUUGCCACCAGGAUGGACUGCUUGCUGCUCUGAAGCCGGGGAAGUCUAUUACCACCAGGCUGCUUGGGGCGUGUCCCUGUGGUCCCAUCCGGGCCAUCCAGCGCCAGGCCGGGAGAGAUUGCAAACGCUGGCGAUGAACAUGAUGAAACGAUUGAAGGUGAAGGAUGGAGAGAAAGCUGGUGAAUCUGGGUCAGAAAAGGGGCGCACCAUGCACUCCAUUUACGAUGCUCGGAGUCGGCAUGUUCCUUUGGAAACGCCUCAGUCCUUGUUCUCCGAUGCCCUUCCCAGUUCUGUACGUCGAGAGGAUCUCACGGGCCGAGCCUUUGCACUUCAUGGCAUUUUAGCACCUGCGGAGGCCGCCUCGUAUUGCCGCAGUGCCGCGGCCGUGGGCUUCGCCGCCAGCGACGUCCGGCGCGAGUUCCCGGAGGCGCUGCGGAACAACGCGCGGCUGGUGCACUUCAGCGAGGCCUUGGCGGCGGCAGUGUACAGUCGUUUGUUGCCGCAGUUGUGUCAUCGCGACAUCUUCCUGCUGCAACCCAUGGGCUUCGGUGCUGAGGGUCGCUGGAAGCCCAGUGGUGUCAAUCCCUGCUUUCGCAUCUCACGCUAUUUGCCGGGUGAGCACUUUGCGCAGCACUGCGAUGGGAUGUACACCAAUGACGAUGGCGAGUGCAGCAUUUAUUCCCUAGUGCUGUACUUAAACGACGAGUAUGAAGGUGGUGAACUGGAAUUCCCCAACAGUUCAUUCCAGUUCAAACUUUCGGCUGGCACCGCAGUGCUGUUUCCGCAUGACAUGCCGCAUGCGGCUUUGGAAGUACUGCAGGGAACAAAGUUUAUCGCCCGCAGCGAGCUCAUGUUCCGCUGCGUCGACCGGCAGCGGCCACCCAAGGAGCCCAAAAUCGCCCAGGACCCUUUGUUUCAGCGGAUGGCCGCACUCUACGAACACAUUGGAGAUUUGGUGGCGCUAGGCGAUGUGGAUGCAACUACCAAGGCGUACCAAGAGGCCUUGGGUAUUCAGAUCGCUCAUCACGGUACGGAGGUGGUCAAGGAAGUGAAGCAUCGCAGGUCCCUGCUUGAGGACAAGACCUGGGAAUCGAUUUUCAGCUUUCUGGAGCCCUUAGAGGUCAGUCGCGCGACGAUGUCUGUGUCCUCAAAGUGGCAUGAAAUUGCGAGCAGUGGGACUCUGUGGCAAAGGUGGUUCAAGCAACGCUGGCCUUUGGCCGACGAGAUCUUGGAAGGUGAAACGUAUCAGCUGGACUCGGAGCUGAAAGACUGGGUGGGCUUAUACAGACGGGAGCACCUCCUGUCAUCAGCCUCGACUGCUGUCAUUUUCCCUGCGGCCUGCUUGACUGCCUAUGAUGGACCCCACGGUUCCAUGCACGGGCCCAUGCCAGCGGUGUGUCGCCACAACGACACCGGGCUCGGCUGGGAUCGAUCCUUGAAGCAACGCCAGGGCUGGACCUUCGGGAAGAACGUCUUUCACGCAAGAAACUACAAGACUUGGGAGAAGGACGGCGAGGUGGACUUUGAGGUUCUUCCAGAGCUCUUCGCCUGGUCAUUCAGCCAGUUCAAGCUGCGGCCCAGCGAGCAGCAUCUGGUGGUGCCCAGCCUUCCGGGGCUGCUGACUCGAUCUGCGCAAGAACGCCUAGCCAAUAUUCUGCAUCGCCGUUUCCAAGUCCCACGCCUGUCCUUUGCCACCGCGCCGCUCUGUGCAUUGGCGGCGCACAAUCUGAAGACAGGCACUGUGAUUUGGGGAUGCGCCUUUGGCACUUGCUCGAUUUUCUGCUUUCACGAGGAGGAGGAGGUGGUUGCCGACUUCGGGCGCUGGGAUUUCCAGAAGGCGACAGCCGUCGAGGUGGCGCAGCAGUUGCAGACUGCACAGAAACUUCUGCAUCCGGCCAUUGCCAGCUCGGUGCUACAGCAUGUGGUCAUCUCCUGCCAGCCCUGCGUCCGUGUGGAAACGGAGAAGCAAAGAUAUGGCUCCCACGCGGAGGUUGACGACACUCUUCGAGAUUGGGCAAAUGCUGAGGCACUCGCGGAGCAGUUGAGCGUCUUGGGCCUCACCCCUGAGCUCCACGCGUCGGAGCCCAACGACGUGGUCACGGGCGCCCAGGCGCUGGCCGGGCGCCUGCCGCUGGCGGCCAGUCCCAGCGAGCCACAAAGCUGGGAAUGGCGCGCCUACGCGGAAGGUCAGUGGCAUCGCCUGUCGCCCUACAUCUCUGCGGUCUUCGAAGGCGCGCUGCGCAACGACAAGGAGGUCUCGGCCGUGCAGCUGUCGGGACGCCUGGGACUGUACCUGGUGGCCAACUUGGAGGCCUUUACCAUCACAGUGGCAGAACCGAGGAACUUUCGUGGUUGGGGCAUCAACAGCUUUGAUGACAUGGAAGUUUUAGGCGCCUGGUGUCCCUUAACACGUUUCCUGCGCGGUCGGCCCAGCACGGUGCCGGAUCGGCGCAAGCCCGAGGACCUGGCUUGCUCCGAAGAGCUGCCGGAGGUGCAGGAGGUUCAAGGCGUUCCCGCCUGGCACGUGCGCACGCUGGCGGGGAAGCUGGUCUUCUCUCGGCGCAAAGAUGGGCCACGGAUGCAUCUCCAGGAUCUGUUGGCGGAUUGUGCCAAGCAACUGCAGACUUCACAAAGACGCUUGCAACUCCUGAAUGGAACCUCCAGGACCCAUUGUGAUGAUGAGCUGCAAGAGGCUCUUGCCGUGGAGGACUCAGUGGAGCUGUUGAUCCUGGUGGGUCCUGAGCCUCCUGCCGAGCGCCCCAGCGAGCCGAUCAACGAGCAGAUCCCAGAGGAUCUUCCGGGAGAGAUGGCCGGUCGCUGCGACUUGCAAAGGGCCCUCCUGACUGCCCUGCACCAGCAGCGUCACUGACGGCGGCGAUGAUGGGAUAUGGAACCCACGUGGAUUGCUUGGGUCAGGGAGCUGAGUGUUGAAUCAUGUUGAAUCCUAAAUGCGCAUUGAGAACAGGAAUGAUUUUCGCUGAUUUCUGAGUUGCUUGAUGUUGCUUGGCUGCUUCCAACCUAGGGCGAAUCUUUAUCUCAAGAUAUCUCAAGUGCUUCUGCGGAAGCUCCCAAAACUCGUCGCGCUCCGCCGGCUUGUACAGUCAUGCCACACUGGCUGCGCUCGACAGAAAGAAA